CAGCACUCCCCCACCGAGGGCUUCGGGCGCCUGCCGAUAAAAGGCUCCGAGGGAGGAAAUGCCAAAAUCGCAGCGUUCGGCUCCGCGCUGAGCACCCCCUGACCCACCCCGGCGAAGAUCGGCGUCCUCGGCCCUGGCACCCCGCUCCUGCCACCACCCCCGUGCCAUGCGGGCACUCAGCCUCGGCCUGGUGGCCCUGACCUGUGCCACGACCGCUCUGUGCGCUGCCGGAGCCCAGCGCCGGGCGCUCGAGGGGGGCAACCGCCGGCGAUACCACCGGGUGCAGCACGGCCACUGCAGCUACACCUUCGUGCUGCCCGAAGCCGACCCACCGCCGUGCCAACCCGUGCCCGCCGUGCCCGGCCCUGCCAACGCGCUGCUGCAGCGGGACUCGCCGCUUGGCACCGCUCACGCCGGCCACGGGGCCGCCCAGCGCCUGCGGCACCUGGAGAGGAUCCUGGAGAACAGCACCCAGUGGCUGCUGAAGCUGGAGAGCUACAUCCAGAGCAGCAGGAGGCCUGGGCUGGCGGAGCUGCGGCAGACGGCGGUGCGGAACCAGACAGCCUCCAUGCUGCAGCUCAGCAGCUCCCUGCUCAACCACAGCGCCGAGCAGAGCCGCAAGCUCACCCACGUGGAGGCACAGGUGCUGAACCAGACGCUGCGCAUCGAGAUGCAGCUGCAGGAGAACUCCCUGUCCACCACCAAGCUGGAGAAGCAGCUGCAGCUGCAGACCAACGAGAUCCACAAGCUGCAGAGCAGGAACAACAUCCUGGAGGUGAGGGUGCUGGAGAUGGAGACGAAGCACCAGGCGGAGCUGGCAGGGGCCCGCUCGGAGAAGGAGAAGCUGCAGCGCCUGGUGAGCAGGCAAAGUGGCACCAUUGAGGAGCUGGAGAAGUCACUGCUGGCCACCAGUGCCAACAGCAGCCUGCUCCAGCGCCAGCAGCUCCAGCUCCUGGAGUCAGUGCAGAGCCUGGUGCAGAGCCUGGUCGCCCAGGGCAGAGCCCAGCUGCCCAGGCAGGAGCAGCUCUUCCAGGACUGUGCUGAGGUUCUGCGGGCAGGCAUCCAUUCCAGCGGGGUCUACACCCUCCACAUUGCCAACCUCAGCGAGCCCAAGAGGGCGUACUGUGACAUGGAGACGGAGCGCGGGGGCUGGACGGUGAUCCAGCUGCGUGCCAACGGCAGCCUCAGCUUCCAGCGGAGCUGGAGGGAGUACAAGCAGGGCUUUGGGGACGCAGCUGGGGAGCACUGGCUGGGCAAUGAGGCUGUGCACCUCCUGACCAGCCGGGCACCCUACGCCCUGCGAGUCGAGCUGCAGGACUGGGAGGGCACCCAGGUCUAUGCCCACUAUGGGAAGUUCCAGCUGGGAAGCGAGAAGCAGCUUUACAGGCUGUCACUACAGGACUACAGUGGCACAGCUGGGCAGCAGAGCGGCAUGGCACUGCAGGGCACCCACUUCAGCACCCGCGACGCCGACAACGACAACUGCCUCUGCAAGUGUGCCCAGAUGCUGUCGGGAGGCUGGUGGUUCGAUGCCUGUGGGCUCUCCAACCUGAAUGGGAUCUACUACCCUGCCCGGCACAACGCCCGCAAGCUCAAUGGCAUCCGCUGGCACCACUUCCAGGGGCCCAGCUACUCCCUGAAGGGCACCCGCAUGCUGAUACGGCCUGCCAGCUUCUAGCCUGCCAGCCUGGCAUGCGAGGAGGGGUCCAGGAGAAAGAAGGGACUGCUGCGGGAGGCUGAGCCCUCCCAGGAACCUUUCCCCCCACCCCAGUUUGGUUUUGUUCUUCUCCCCUCUGCGGGCAGCCUGCAGCUCGCCCAGCGGGGCUGUGGCACAGUGACCGUGCCAGAGGGGCCCACGGGCAGUGGCAGGGUGCCCUGCUGGCCUUGACCUCUGACACCCACCCAAACCCACCUCAGCUUCUCACCCCGUGCUGCUGCUGGGCCUCAGGUGUUUUUGCCCCAGGGCUGGGGGUCUGAGGAGCAGGGGGUGUCUUUGGGGACCCCGAGGGGGCCAGCCCCGGG
Molecule: messenger RNA, 2022 nt
Organism: Dryobates pubescens (Downy woodpecker)
Lineage: Eukaryota; Metazoa; Chordata; Aves; Piciformes; Picidae
Gene: ANGPT4
Product: angiopoietin 4
Exons: 9
Coding region: 167-1678 (503 amino acids)
Biological process (GO): signal transduction
Molecular function (GO): receptor tyrosine kinase binding
Source: RefSeq, a predicted model, not a curated record